AAAAAUACUCCCGUGUUCUUCGACCGGCGGCGGUGGUGCGAAGCGAGGCGGUAAGGGAGACGAGAUGAGGGGGACGAAGCGGCCGCUCGGCGUGGUGACGUCGUGGGUGCGGCGGCAGCCGCCCAAGGUGAAGGCCUUCCUUGCCGUUGUCACCGGCAUGGCCGCGCUCGUCUUCAUCCGCUUCAUCGUCCACGACCACGACAACCUCUUCGUCGCUGCCGAGGCUGCGCACGCGCUCGGCAUAGGCGUCCUCAUCUACAAGCUAACCAAGGAGAAGACCUGCGCCGGACUAUCCCUCAAGUCUCAGGAUUUAACUGCAUUAUUUCUAGCUGUUAGACUGUACUGCAGCUUUGUCAUGGAGUAUGACAUCCAUACAAUUCUGGACACUGCUACACUUGUAGCCACACUGUUUGUUAUUUAUAUGAUACGGUUCAAACUGAGGUCAACUUAUAUGGUGGAUAAGGAUAACUUUGCGUUGUAUUAUGUGGUGUUACCGUGUGCUGGACUGGCACUACUUAUUCAUCCGUCAACAUCUCAUAACAUUGUGAACCGGAUCUCCUGGGGGUUCUGUGUUUACUUGGAAGCUGUUUCAGUGCUUCCGCAGUUACACUUGAUGCAAAAUACUAAGAUUGUUGAACCCUUUACAGCUCACUAUGUAUUUGCAUUGGGAGUUGCAAGGUUUCUUAGCUGCGCCCACUGGGUUCUACAGGUUUUGGACACGCGUGGUCGUCUGUUGACAGCUCUUGGCUAUGGUUUGUGGCCGUCUAUGGUGCUUUUAUCAGAAAUCGUGCAGACAUUCAUCCUUGCAGAUUUCUGCUACUACUAUGUGAAGAGUCUUGUUGGUGGGCAACUGGUGCUACGGCUUCCCUCAGGGGUGGUGUAAGAAGUGCAGAAGAGAUACUCUGAAUAACAGUUAUGCUCUAGUGCCCAACCUGGGAGCCUUCUUUUAGCUGAUGAUGUUGCAAGUAAUGACUAUGUAUGACAAAAUUGCUGCAAGGGUUCUCUUAAAACAUAGUUUGUCAUUGAGACUUCAUAGCUGCGCCGUUUCUUGAUGCCCAAUCUCCGAGUACUAGCUUCCUGUGACUGUCGUGGUGGUCUUAGAAUCAGGUGGUUAGUGAUCUCAUUGGAUUAUAUAAUUCUAUAAUGCUUUCAUAUGAAACAGAUUGAUCUUGAUGUAUCAGCAGAACUAGCCACGUGAAAAUGGUUGGACCAAGGUCAUCAGGUUUGUAUUUACUUAACAUUGGGAUUAUCAGUAGGGGUUCCUUUCGGGUCCA
Zea mays is the source of this 1274-nucleotide messenger RNA. RefSeq lists its product as uncharacterized. NCBI's taxonomy places the organism in Eukaryota, Viridiplantae, Streptophyta, Magnoliopsida, Poales, Poaceae. Gene Ontology annotation, biological process: protein retention in ER lumen. The record is from RefSeq and is marked predicted. Gene Ontology annotation, molecular function: ER lumen protein retrieval receptor activity. Gene Ontology annotation, cellular component: membrane.